This is a messenger RNA of Vitrella brassicaformis, 3189 nucleotides long. Lineage: Eukaryota; Vitrellaceae. The record is from the annotation of a GenBank genome assembly.
ACAGUGUGCAGAAAUUGGUCUGUUCGCGAGGAGGUUGUGACGUCAUCUCGAGUGUGAUUCGACAGAUCAUGGGACGGUGGCCGCUCCUCGUGGCCGCCUUGGCCCAUAAUUUUUGCUCUCUCUGCUGCGCGCAGGGCUGGGGAGCUCGGUUCUCCUCAUAUUUUGGACGGGGUGCGGACAAGGUGGCGCCUGCUGCGGUGGCGGAUGGCUGGUCUGGUCAGCGAACGCCCGACAGACAGACCGUCAUAUGUGCGCAGCUGUCAUUGGUGAUGCAUGACGCAGCCUUUGCUUUGUGCGUGUCUGUGUGUGUGUCUGUGUGUGGCAGGUACGCUAUUCCAUCGGCCGAGCAGCUCGUUCACCCACAGCCAUAGCCAUGCCGAAGUGCCUGCCCCUCUCCCGCUCCACAACGAAACGACAAACGACGCGGCAGCCGGUGGCUCUACGUCCAAGCCUCCGACCACCCCUGCCGGCUCGCACGCCAACGAGCAGCCCCACCACCCUUCCCCCUCCUCCCCUUCGCACCACCAUCACGUCCACCUGACCCCGACCAACCUGCCUCCCUUCGUGCUCAAUGGCGACCCCUCGGAGGAUCCCCUCGGGCAGUGCCCCUUCCUCCGCCGGUACCUCGAGAACCCCUUUGCCUACCUAGACCUAAUGGAGUACGAGCCGCCACCCAAAUCCAACACCGAGUUCCUCGCCCCGAGGAAGAAGGAAGGGCAGCCGGGGGAGAGAGAUGGUGACGGCACUCACAGCCCCACCGGUGGGCAUGGCGUCAAGAAGAUCCCUGAUCGGUGGAACAAGACCCCCGAGCAGCGGAAGAAGUUCGGCGAGCAGCUUCGCGAGGCGAUUGAGGCUCUCGACCGGCUUGACGUCGACGACAGGAUGCGGCUGCUCAAGCGCAAGUCGUUCUUCAGCAGAAAGACCGUCACGGAGGCCGACCACGAAGAGCUCGCCGCCAAGUGUCAGCAGUCCAUUGAAGAGCUCGACCCGUUCGCCAUCCGAUCGCCCGACGAGGAGCUGAGUGAGGACGUCAGGGGGGAGGCCAUGAAGAGGUGGAAGCUGGAGAUCCUCACCCUGCGGCAGGAGAAGCUCAAUCAGCGGCGGCAUGGCGGGGGUUGGGGCGGCUUUCGCCUCAACAAGCAGGCCGACGGCAAGGCGAGAUGGGCGGGCAAGUACUCGUGGGACGGCCUGCGCUUCACCAACCAGAAGAAGAAGGGCAGGACAUUCGACAUGGCAACUAAGCAGUGGGUGACGUCGGACCAGCAAGACAACCAAGACGCCCAAGGCGAGAAGCCGCCAGCCGACGAGAUACCCACCACCAGCACCUCCGCUCAGCAACAGCAGCAGCAGCAGAAUCCUCAGUGGAAGCGCCCUGAGGGCUUCCUGGCUCCCAGGACAUCCCCCCCAUCGGCAGAUGGGAGUGAUGUGGUGGCCACCAGCCGGCAGCUCAGCCAAGCCGGAGAUGAGCAGAGGACCACCGGGGAGAAGAGGCGGUUCAGGAAGAACUAGACAAUCAGCUCAGUGUCGAUAGAUAUGGUGAUAGGGUUUGGGUGUCGAUAGCGAAUUAAAUGACUAAAUGUCCAAUUUUGGCAGACAGACAGACAGAGCAAACGGACUGACCGUGCAUCUAUUGGCUGUGUGCGUGCGAGUGGAUGCGGGCAUGCAUGUGGACAGCCAGACAUAACAACAACCGUGGCGGAUGGGAUGGGCGUGGGUUUUGUGUCUAGUCUGUGUGCAUGUGCGGAGCUCUCUAUGCUGUCCCCCCGUGAAUGUCAUGAUGCAGCCAGCCCUUCCAACCAUCCCAUCCACCUCUUACACUCACUGCGUCCGUCUGUCCGUCUGUCGUCAGUGCAUUGACUGCUCUCUGUGUGUGUGCCUGCCUGAAUGUCUGGGCGGCGCUGCGACAGCAAAUUAAUUAACAUGGGGAAUGGGUGGGAUGGAUGGGUGAGCAGGAAGCUAGCGCGUUAGUGUCCCGCCGCCGUCUCUGAUUGACUGAUGUGUUGUGCCUUGCCCUGCCUGAUUGUGUGUCUCUGUCCGUCUGUCAUGCGUGUCUUGUGGGCCGGGUGUGUCAGUCAGUCUUGUUUUUCAUGUGCACGUCAGUCACGUGUGUGCCUGCCCCUUCCCUGCCUGCUGGAUGGGAGAGAUGGAUGGAUGGAUGGAGGGAUUCUGCAUGCCAAUGCAUUCCACGCCUACAACACGGCUUUUGAAGCAACCUGCCUCCCUUCAUGUCAUUUCGUUGUUUCUUGUGAAAGCUAAGCUAGGUAGCUAGGGUGUCGAAUAUGAUUGGCAGGCACCUGCAGUGCUCCAGCUCACCAAUGCCCGUGAGUAGUGAGCGAAGAAAGGGGUCUGUGCGUGGCGUGCGUGGGCAUGUCUGUCUGUCGGGUGGAUGCAUGGCAUGGGGCCGUGAGUGACGUGUCGAGCGCUUUGCCUCGAUCGGCUGGUUGUGUUGUGUUGUGUGCACUGCACGUCGGCUGCCACAAGGUGACGACAGUGAGUGAGCUAAGUGGGUAGGACACAUCACAUAUUAAUGCAUGAUGCAUGAUACAUGAUGUGACUCAUUGAUGUGAUGUCUGCCUUGCUUUCAUGGCAAGAGUCUUUCAGUCAACACCACACAUGGCCUUCAUCUUAAGAGCCUGACUGACCACUGCACUAGCUGUAGACCCAUACAUACUGGCGUGCAGCUACACACGACAGGUGUCUGUGUUGCUCUCCGUGGUGCUCGAGCGCACCAGCAGUAUCCUGCCACUGCAUACUCGUGGUCGGGGAGAAGGGACCAAUUGGAAGGGACAGCCGGCGCAUCGUCGUUCCAAUUGGUCCCUACCAUACCUCUCCAGCAUCAUCGCGGGGACUCCUUUUUUUUCCAGCUCGCAUACGUAAAUUGCAAACACGGAUGGCAGGGAUCCACCCAUUGCAUUCCUGCCAUCAUAUGAGUUGAGGGCGGCCAAAGUGCGGCUGUCCGUUGACGUGCAUCCAUCCAUCGCAUUUGCAUGGUUGACGGCAGAGUGUCAUCGUGCAGUGUCUGAGUGAGGCCAUCGGAUUGGCAUCCAUCCGCACCAGUUCCGGUACGCCACCAUCCACCUCACCUUUGCACCGUGCGAAAGAAAGCUGCUGCAUUCGCAGUGCGAAUGCAUCCGCCAUCCGUGCUGGUGCGUGUGAUCUCAUCUCAUCUCAUCUCAUCUCAUCUCACAC